AUGGCAAAUCUAACGAAACUCGAAUUCGCAGGUCUUGACAUCUCAGGAAAUAAUUAUAUUUCUUGGGCACUUGAUAUCGAGCUUCAUUUGGAAGCUAAAGGUCUCAGGCAUACUAUUACGGAAGGAAACAACGCGUCCAUCCAGGACCGCGCUACGGCUCUAAUUUUCCUUCGCCAUCAUCUCCAUGAUGAUUUAAAAAGGGAAUAUUUGACAGUUAAGGAUCCAUUUACUUUAUGGAACUGUCUGAAAAAACGGUUUGACCACCUGAAGUUGGUCAUACUUCCAAAAGCUCGGAAUGAUUGGUUGAACUUGCGGCUGCAAGAUUUUCGAUCAGUGGCAGCUUAUAAUUCUGCUCUAUUUAAAAUCACCUCGACAUUAAAAUUGUGCGGGGAAAAUGUCAUUGACGAACAAAUGUUAGAGAAAACAUUUACAACUUUUCAUGCCUCGAAUGUGCUCCUGCAGCAGCAAUAUCGAGAGCGUAAAUUUACAGAAUAUUCCGAGCUAAUUUUCUGCUUGUUGAUUGCAGAGCAGAAUAAUGAGCUUUUGUUAAGAAACCAUGAAGCUUGUCAUGUUGGUUCCGCAGCGGUGCCUAAAGCACACGCUGCUACGCAUUUUAGAUGA
This is a messenger RNA of Papaver somniferum (opium poppy), 621 nucleotides long. RefSeq lists its product as uncharacterized. The record is from RefSeq and is a predicted model, not a curated record. The transcript has a single exon. Lineage: Eukaryota; Viridiplantae; Streptophyta; Magnoliopsida; Ranunculales; Papaveraceae. Bases 1 to 621 code for a protein of 206 amino acids.